Molecule: messenger RNA, 2537 nt
Organism: Eublepharis macularius
Lineage: Eukaryota; Metazoa; Chordata; Lepidosauria; Squamata; Eublepharidae
Gene: PEX11A
Product: peroxisomal biogenesis factor 11 alpha
Exons: 3
Coding region: 48-788 (246 amino acids)
Biological process (GO): peroxisome fission; regulation of peroxisome size
Cellular component (GO): peroxisomal membrane
Source: RefSeq, a predicted model, not a curated record
CGGUGCGCGCGCGGGGUGCCGACCUUGCAGGUGGGGCUGGAGGCGCCAUGGACGCCUUUGUGCGCUUCUCCAACCAGACGCAGGGUCGGGAGCGGCUCUUUCGUGCAACUCAGUAUUCGUGCAUGCUGCUUAGCUAUGUGUUAGAGAAUAAGCGUGGCAGAGAGGCGCUGGUAAUGAAGCUCAAAGACCUGGAGUCUAGCAUGAGCUCUGGCCGCAAGUUGUUCAGGCUUGGCAAUAUGGUGCACGCCAUCGUGGCCGCCAGACAGUCCAACGAGUUGCCGGAGCUGGUCCCCCGCUUCUGCUUGACGGUCUCCAACCUGAACCGGGCCCUGUACUUUGUGUGCGACAUGCUCCUUUGGGUAAGGAGUGUCGGGCUCUUCUCAAACAUCAACAAGAAGAAAUGGCGCAACCGGGCCACCAAAUGCUAUUACUACUCCCUGGUGAUGAACCUGGCCGAGGAUUUGUACGAGCUCUGCCGAUGCAUGGAGCAGACAGCACAGGCGGAGAACGCACGGAAAGACUUGCCUCCUUGCAGCCAGCGAGUCCGAAGAUUCCUUUACCAUCUCACGGGUGGGCUGCAGCCUUUUUUCCUCCUCCUCUACCUCACUUUGAGGAACCAUCCUCCUCUGUUGCUCGACACACUGAAGAACCUUUGCGAUCUCUCGAGCCCAUUGGACCGGCUGGGAAUCUACAAGACCAACCCAGGAGUCAUCGCGCUCUGUGGUAUUAUCUCCUCCCUGGUCGGGAUCCUGACAGUUGCGAGUCCAAGCCUGAAGCUGAAACAUUGACUCUGGAGUUCCCUUGAGAGCUUCUCUUCUCUCUCUCUUUUCCCCCCUCUCGUUCGACCCUUUGCAAAUAAAACACGGUGGAGCUUGUUCUCUGAAGCUAGCUGGCUACAUUUUGCUGUUUGUUUGUGAAUGUGGAUUUUGUUCCCAAGGAACAGCCCUGUACAGAGAGGAGGAGGAAGUCAUUGAUGGCUUGUAAAAGGUUGAGCAAAACCUUCUUUGAGCUACGCAGCAGAGCAAAACGGUACUGAACUGUUGCUAGUCGAGAUUGUGUAUAACACAAUAGGAGACUGGUGUCGGAAAGACAGUGAGGUUGGUGGUGAUUGGAAAGAUGCACUGCUGCUCAGGGCCUGUAUGCUCCUCCCCACUUUUGCCACAGGUGCUGUAGAGUUUUUGGGUACCAGUUCAAAACCAAAAAAGUUUGUUCAACCAGAGGUAAUAGCGGGACAAAAGAACCGGCUACGCACUAAGGAACGUGGAGCGGCCGGUUCCAGUUCUUUUAUAAGCAGUUGUCCAUCUCCUGCCAACUUUUGCCACAUCGUUGCCUCUGAUCAAAUAGGUUUUGUUACAUGUGUGUGUGUGUGGGGGGGGGGGGGGAGUUGGGAAGUGGUACACAACCCGUUCAGCCGCUCAGAAUCUUGAUGGGCUGUGGUGUUUAAAACAUGGGCACUGGGAUAGGCAGUGGACAAAACUCUCCCUUUCUAAUGCACUUGUGCCUUAUAUUCAUGCCCAAACUACUUACAAUGCCUGAUGUAUAAACUCUCUUCCCUGUUAGUAUCAGACUGUGCUACUCUUGCCGUUCCUGCUGAUUAUGUUGUCUGUUCAUCCACAUCUGAUGUGGGAUGACCAGCCCAACUCAGGUUCAGUUCUACCCAUAGUAAGUUAAAGCUGAGAUAUGGGGGAAAUUAUUAAAAGCCAUCAAUAGUGGACAGUUAUUAAGUUUAUUGUUGUGGCGGGGGGGGGGGGAGUUAGUUAUUAUGGCUUUUCUACCUCAAGCAUCAAAAUAUCUUGGACUCUCUCGGGCCUUUCUGUAUAAGUGAUAUACUUCCAUGCAGAUCUCAGGAGUUUUAAGUCUCUCUUCCUGAGUCCUUGUUCUCUCAUUUCUAAGCAGGAUGCCAACCUAUCAGUUUUACAGCAGGUGUAUUUGUUUAUACUUUCAUUGUUUAAAAGGAGUACUUAAAGAAAAGGAAUGUAUCCUUCACACAAAGUUGCCAUACAUUGGUUGAUCUGACUGUUAGUGGGUGUCCAGGGACUCAAACAGAGAAGCACCCUUCCCAAUAUCUCCUACCUGAGGUCCUUAACUAAAGAUGGGACUUUCUGCAUGCAGAAUAUGUGGUUAGUUGCUGAGCUAUGGGCCUUAUGUUAUGAGGCUAUGGGCCUGAUAAUCUAUUACUCAGUACAUUAAAAGCCAUCUUGUUUUCAGAGACCCUUGUGUGCUUGACCUGGAGUGAAGAGCUCCUCUAGCAAGUAUUGAGCCGGUGACUUCAGUGUUGUGUUAUGAGGGGAUUAUUCCAGAUCAUUGCUUAAGUAAAUGGGUGCCUUGUCACUCAAAGUUUUCUGCCUCUUGGGAAUGCAGUUUUUAUCAGAUUAUCAGGACUGGCCUUAAAUUCUCCAUUGGGGCAUUGGAUGCACGUUCAAAGGAGGUUGGAAGUAAAUUUUCUGGAUGCGAAGUUCAAUUGGGAUAUGGAGUUUAGCACCAACUUGGAUGUUGGGCCAUGUUUAAAGCAAGUUGCUGUUCUUCAGUCUCUUCAA